ACUUUUCAUAGUGAAAAAUUUGAGAAAAGUGCUAUAGUCAUUUUUUUGCAAAAUAUCGGCCACGCUAAUUUUCAAUCACCCUAAUUUUUUGACUUUGCGAGUUUUUGCCCAUAAGAAGUUUAUACACCAAGUUUGAGCAAAAUCGGAGAGAUGAAAUCAGAAUUUUGUCCUACUUGGUGUGGAAUAGUCGUACAACGAAAACUAACCUUAAAUGCUUAUGUCCAGAAAAUGAAAAGCUGACACAGCAUAUUAGAAUGACGUGUGAUAUUUGAUGCAGUGCAAUUUGAGCAGAGUGUAUAACCGGUCAGAACUUCACGACGUUUAAUUGCAUAUUUUAUUACAAAAAAUUCUUUCACAGUUUUUAACAAGAGAAAAAAUAAAGAAUUAUCCAUACGUUUAGUGCAGUUGUUAUCGCGGAGAACUUGGAUCGAUUUGAAUAUCGCAAUUAAAUAUUAACAAAGGGGCAGCAGUGCUGCUUAGCCGAUAAACAAUAGUUGUCAUUCAUCGCAGAACAUACACGAUGCUGUGACUAAUGGAACAGACAUUGGGCACAUAACAAGUUAUUUCGAUACAAAACUACCAACAAAAGCGUCUUACUAUUCGUUUGUAUUUGUGAGCAGACUGCAGCGCAGAGAGCACACACUGUCUGGAAUUGAUAAGAUCACAUUGCUCAUUCGAUAUUUUUCAUCUUGAAUACCACACGAAAAGUCGAAAUGGCAUUAAACAAUAUUUGGCUAAACGAGCUAACACGGUGUUGUGAUGCAAUUGAUCGUGAAACCAUGCAGUCUCUCAACAAUAUCCAAGCACACUUGAUGCAAACGGGAACAUCUUACAACCGUGAAUUCAAGAUCAAUUUCUUGAAAGCGAUAAACUAUCGGUUGAUGGAAGCCUGCAAACGCUUCGAAAUGGCAUUGGCAAUGGAAAAAUGUACGAAGACCAUUGCAUUUGAACCGAUUGAUAUGGAAGAUGACAUGCCAGUAUCAGAUGUGCCUAUAAGCAGUUUGCAUAGAGGGCGUGUGCCAGACAGCACACCUUUUCAGGUGAUGAACACCCCAAUGAAUGGUGUCGAUUUAUUGAACGAAUUGUUGUCACCCGUACCACUGGGUCAAUUGAAAAAAGAAAUGGUUCCAGAAGUGAAGACGACCAAACCAAAAAGGGAAUUGAUUUGUUUCGCUUGUAAGAAUGAAAGGUUGCGGAAUGUGUCAUCAUUUACAUUUUCAACAGUUGACAUGAUGUACGAUCAUUGGUACGCACAACAUAAGGAUUCACAGUAUCCAUUCCGAUUUUACCCGGUCGAUUUGAUCCAUUGCAAUAUUGGCGAAUGUCGCUACUUUAGCACAUUCCUUGGUCUGGAAAAACAUCAUAACAAAGUCCACCCAAACGAGCAUUUUGUCGCUGUGCAAAAUCGUCGAUGCGUCCUUUGUCCCUAUGUUGGACCUAAUUUGAAUGCGCACGUUUGCAAUGAAAUGAAAAAGGUCUUGUCAUUGAAGAUAUUUAAUCCAACCCGGUAUACAGAAGAAACUUUGGCCGAGCUUCUAGAAUUGAACAGGAAAUUCGAGUGCAAAUAUUGCGGAACAACUUUCAACACGUCACAAGAAGUCAUGGCGCAUCAUCGUGAACAACACGGCGAGCUGAUGAUCCAAACGGGAAAGGCGGAAAAAAACCAAAUUGUUGGUAUGAUUUGCGGUUGCUGUCAAAUCAUGGUCGGGGCCGAUAUGCAUGCAAAGCACCUCAAAUCAAUUGUUGAAAAACGUUGGUCGAAUCUGAACACCUGGCAAACUUGGUUUGAACAGUUUGAAAUUGACUAUUUGAGGACCAAAGUCAUCUUCAGCAAUGGUCUUGUUGUUUUCAAACAAAAUUUGAUUGGAACCGAUUCCUACGGAAAUUACGGUCCUGCCUACAAAACUCUCGGUCGAAAUCUAUUCAAUGCUUUGAAAAAUAAGUAGAUCGAAAUUGUUCAGGCAACAAUGGCGAUGGGUAUGAUUCUCUCUCAUUGUAAAACAUAGCCUAAAAUAGUAUUUCUUUAUUUUAUCCCAAAUAUUCAUGAAUCAUCUAGUUUAUUUUAGUCAAGUUUUAUUGCAUGACACCAACGGUUUCAAUUCAGACUUUCGUAUCAAAAAAUAUUAUGUAGAUCUAAGCCCAAGUACGUAAUUACGUACAACCAUUGUCAUUCAUAUCAAAUAAUUGUGAGAAAUAGUCUCUUUUAAGUAGCAUCUUCGUUUUUUAUAGUUAUCUAAGACAGUAAUUGUUAUAAAAACAAACUCAAUUUAUAUUCCUUUUAAAGACAAAUCAAAACCACAAACUUGUGCGUCCAAGUGUAAUGUGCUAGGGCAUGAAUGUUCCUAAUGACAAAAAAAUCAAAAUAAAUAUUCAAUAAAAAAAACACCGUGCGAAUUGUA
Molecule: messenger RNA, 2399 nt
Organism: Sitodiplosis mosellana (orange wheat blossom midge)
Lineage: Eukaryota; Metazoa; Arthropoda; Insecta; Diptera; Cecidomyiidae
Exons: 5
Coding region: 714-1946 (410 amino acids)
Source: RefSeq, a predicted model, not a curated record